CUUCGCUAAUUCCCAUGAUUAGCAGGUUGUCCCGCAUGCUCCUGCAGCGGAGUUCCAACAAGUCUGCCUUUAAUUUCUCAGAACCCUUUAAGGUGUGCACCGGUGUACGCCAGGGAUGUGUUCUUGCUCCAGUCUUGUUUAAUAUCUUCCUCCUGUGUGUGACACUGCUGCUUCAUGAGAGGAUCAAGAAGGGCAGUGGCGUUACCAUCGACUUCCGACUUGACGGGAACCUGUUUAACAUCCGGAGGCUCCAAGCAGUCACAAAAGUCACACCAGUGCAAGUCAUCGAACUCCAAUACGCAGAGGACUGCGCAGUUGUGGCCCACACACCGGAAGCGCUGCAAGCUACCCUCUCAGCCGCUGCAAGUGCUUAUGGCAGACUGGGCCUCUCUGUCAACGUGGCAAAAACCGAGUAUCGACAGGGAGGUUCAAAACCGGAUCAAGCAGGCGUCAGCAUCUUUUGGCAGACUCAGGGGAAGGGUCUUCCAGAACAAAGACCUUAAGCUACAUACCAAGGUAGCGGUCUAUUUAGCUGUGGUCAUGACGACCCUCCUCUACAGCUGUGAAGCGUGGACCCUGUACAGCCGCCACCUCAGGAUGCUGGAGGCCUUCCACAUCAGGUGCUUACAAUGCAUCCUGGGGAUAUCCUGGAAGGACAGAGUCCCCCACACUGAAAUACUCUGCAAGACCAACUGCACCAGUGUGGAGGCUACAGUCACCCAUCACCAACUUCGCUGGCUAGGCCACGUUAUCAGGAUGCCAGAAGAACGCUUACCACGCAAGGUGCUUUAUGGUCAGCUUCAUCUUGGUCACCGCUUGGCAGGAGGCCCAAAAAAGCGUUAUAAAGAUCAAAUGAAGACUAUCAUGAAGAAAUGCGGCCUGAACCCAACCCAGCUGGAGGACACUGCAGUCCACCGUUCCACCUGGCGGAAGCUCCUCCAACAAGGAGUUCAUAAGCUUGAGAAGGACAGAAGUGGUCAACGAGCCAGGAAGCGUCAAAGAAGGCAUGAAGCCAUUGCCACACCUGCACCCCCAGUCAGUGCCUUCACCUGCUCUGUUUGCGGCAGAUCAUGUGGAUCACGGAUUGGACUAUUCAGCCACAUGAGGACUCACAAAACAUAG
Molecule: messenger RNA, 1122 nt
Organism: Entelurus aequoreus (snake pipefish)
Lineage: Eukaryota; Metazoa; Chordata; Actinopteri; Syngnathiformes; Syngnathidae
Exons: 2
Coding region: 175-1122 (315 amino acids)
Source: RefSeq, a predicted model, not a curated record